AUGAAUCAACAUCUCUACAUUUGCCUUUUUUUCCUCUCUGUAUUCUUCCAAAGAUCCGAGGCAAGUUUUGGUUAUGGGCAUGGACACACUGAUGUCGUCCACGUUCCAAUGAUUGCUGCCGUUCCUAUGUAUUACGUCGCUCAUCCAAUGUUUGCUUCUUAUGGACUCGUCUGUUGUACCACGACAAGGAAAAGGAUUGCACCGAAGAAGCACUAUCCCAAAAACAUCGAUCCGUAG
Messenger RNA from Necator americanus (New World hookworm), 237 nucleotides. RefSeq lists its product as uncharacterized. The transcript has 5 exons. Bases 1 to 237 code for a protein of 78 amino acids. NCBI's taxonomy places the organism in Eukaryota, Metazoa, Nematoda, Chromadorea, Rhabditida, Ancylostomatidae. The record is from RefSeq and is a predicted model, not a curated record.